CUAUCGAACAUCGAUGAACUGAAUCAUUUAAUAUUUAUAUCUCGAACAUUAACAUCGUUCAUUCCAAUUGAUAAUACAGGAUUCCAUCAAUGCAGAUGGGGAUACCACAACCUAUCCGUAGUCGAAGAAGUUGUCGCAAGCUACAAAAAGGCGCAAAUCCCACUCGACGUAAUAUGGAACGACGACGACCACAUGGACGGCCACAAGGACUUCACACUCAACCCCAAAAACUACCCCCACCCGAAGCUCUCCGCAUUCCUCGACAAAAUCCACUCCCUCGGCAUGAAGUACAUCGUCAUCAUCGACCCCGGGAUCGGCGUCAACAAUACCUACGGCACCUACACGCGCGGCCUAUCCAACGACGUCUUCAUCAAGUACGACGGCAAGCCCUUCUUGGCCCAAGUCUGGCCCGGGGCCGUCAACUUCCCCGACUUCCUCAACCCCAAGACCGCAGAGUGGUGGGCCGACGAGAUCCGCCGCUUCCACGCCCUCGCCCCCGUGGACGGCCUCUGGAUCGACAUGAACGAGGCUUCGAACUUUUGCAACGGACUCUGCACGAUUCCUCAGGACCGGAUUUGCCCUAACGGCACCGGUCCUGGAUGGAUAUGCUGCCUCGACUGCAAGAACAUGACCAAAACCCGGUGGGACGACCCGCCCUACAAGAUCAACGCUUCUGGCACACAAGUCCCGAUCGGAUACAAAACUAUCGCCACGAGCGCUUAUCACUAUAACGGCGUGUUGGAGUACGACGCGCACAGUCUCUACGGGUUCUCGCAGUCGGUCGCCACCCACGAGGGGCUUUUACGUCUCGAGGGGAAGCGCCCGUUCAUACUCACGCGAUCCACCUUCGUGGGGUCGGGGCGGUACGCCGCGCAUUGGACGGGGGACAAUAAAGGGACGUGGGAUGAUUUACGGUACUCGAUUUCGACGAUGCUUAAUUUCGGAAUAUUCGGAGUUCCGAUGGUCGGUUCCGAUAUAUGCGGAUUCUAUCCGGCUCCUACCGAGGAGCUCUGCAACCGUUGGAUCGAGCUCGGCGCCUUCUACCCCUUCUCGAGGGAUCACGCGAACUUCUACUCUCCGAGACAGGAGCUCUAUCAGUGGAAAUCGGUGGCUAUAUCAGCCCGAAACGCCCUAGGCAUGAGGUACAAGCUCCUACCGUACCUCUACACAUUGAGCUACGAGGCUCACAUUACUGGAGCGCCGAUUGCUCGUCCCUUGUUCUUUACGUUCACGAACGAGACGAAAUUGUAUGGAUUGAGCAAGCAGUUCCUCCUCGGGAAAAGCCUCAUGGUUUCUCCUGUUUUGCAUAGGAACAAAACCGAGCUCAAAGUUCUCUUCCCGCCCGGUACGUGGUACAAUCUUUUCGAUAUGACUAAGGUUGUUGUCUCGAAGGCAUCGCACUACCUCAGCCUCGACGCGCCCUUGCACGUGAUCAACGUGCAUUUGUACCAAAACGCUAUUAUACCGAUGCAACGAGGCGGGCUCAUCACUAAGGAAGCGAGAAAGACACCUUUUACCCUCGUAGUCUCAUUCCCGCUCGGUGCAAAAUCGGGGGAGGCUAGGGGGAAUCUUUUUCUCGACGACGAUGAGCUUCCCGAGAUGAAACUUGGCAACGGGCGUUCGAGUUACAUUGAGUUUUACGCGACGGUUAGUGAAGGAGCGGUGAAGGUGUGGUCGGGUGUUGAGGAAAGUAAGUUUGCUUUGGAGAAAGGUUUGAUCGUCGAGAAGGUUGUUGUUUUGGGAUUGGAGGGAAUUGGAAGUGCCGUUGAAGUCGAAGUUGAUGGAAAUACGGUUGAGGGUAGUUUCGGAAUUAGUUCAACGGGGCACGAGUAUCAUGCGGAGAAAUUGGAGGAGGGUGCAGAUAAGAUGAAGAAUGUGAUGGUGGAGGUUAAAGGGCUUGAGUUGCUUGUGGGGAAGAAGUUCGUUAUUUCCUGGAAAAUGGGAACUAAAUCUUGAAAUUUUACGUUGUUCGAUUGGUUUUUUCUUUUUCUUUUUUUUUUCCUUCGAGGUUUAUUAUUCGAUGAUCGACAUGUUUUCGAUUGUGUCCUCGAUUUUCGGUAUUAUUACGGUUGGUGAAUGGUGGGGAGAUGGCAUAAAAAGCUUUGUUCAUCCCUUACCAUUUAAAACAUGAAUACCAAGUGAGAUGUUUUUUUCUUGUUUUCAUUAUAUUGGUAACAUUUGCAA
Erythranthe guttata (spotted monkey flower) is the source of this 2184-nucleotide messenger RNA. The record is from RefSeq and is a predicted model, not a curated record. Lineage: Eukaryota; Viridiplantae; Streptophyta; Magnoliopsida; Lamiales; Phrymaceae.